GCAGACGGCAGCGCCAUGGCCAAGUGGGGCCAGGGGGACCCGCGCUGGAUCGUGGAGGAGCGAGCGGACGCCACCAACGUGAACAACUGGCACUGGACCGAGCGGGACGCGACCAGCUGGUCUAAAAGCAAACUGGAGCAGCUGCUGGUGGGGAUCGUGGUGGGCAAUGAGGCGGGCAGCUGUGAAAUAAGCGACCUGAAGCAACUGGAAGGCGAAGCCUCCUGCAACAGCCGGAAAGGGAAACUGAUUUUCUUCUACGAAUGGAACAUAAAACUUAGCUGGAAAGGUACAAUGAAAGAAUCUGGUGAGAAACAUGAGGGAUCUGUUGAAAUUCCUAACCUGUCAGAAGAAAAUGAGGUGGAUGAUACAGAGAUAAGUGUAAGCAAAAAGAAAGGAGAUGGAGAUGUGCUAAAGGAUCUUAUGAGAACAGAAGGAACUUCAAAAGUCAGGGAGGCUCUCAGAGAUUAUCUGAAAGUUCUUAAAACAGAGUUUACUCUGGGAAUGAUCCUACCAACCAAAACUUCAGCUGGUCCGGAACUGGCGGUUAAAAAAAAAUUGAGUGAGAAUAAUGUUCAGGAUUCUGUUAUACCAAUUUCUUUGGAUACAGUUGGUGUAAAGAUUCCAACAGUAAAGAUACUUCUGAAAGAGAUGUUUGACUCUCCAGUAGAGGAGCUUUAUAGCAUCUUCAUAACUAAGGAGUUGGUGCAAAAAUUUUCUAAAAGUCGUGCUGUGAUCGAAGCCAAAAGAGGAGGAAAACUUCAAAUGUUUGAUGGUUGUAUUACUGGUGAAUAUAUAGAAUUGUUACCCAGCCAAAGGAUUGUCAUGAAAUGGAGAUGCAGGAACUGGCCUCAUGAAUAUUAUGCAACAGUUGCUUUGAAUUUCAAGGAUCAGGCAACUCAAACUGAAUUACAGUUAGAGUGCAAAGGUGUCCCUGUCUGUAAUGAAGACAGUACAAGACAGUGUUGGCAGAAGCAGCAUUUUGAAGAAAUACGUGUUUUACUGCAGCAGACCAAAGUAAAUGCUGAAUGAUGAUAGCACUGUAGUUAGUUUUAUUAGCGCAUUACUUUUAUAUAUAAAUAAGUUUGUCUCCCUUUUUUGUCCCCCUACCCCCUCUUUUUUUAAGAAAAUUAAUUUAUUUAUGGGGGAUGAAUAAACAUCCACUUCUGUGAUACUGUAUAUAAUUUAAGUGCUAUUUAUGUAUCUUCAGUGAAUGAAAUGGCCUCUUCCGUAAGUGAGAUUAUGUAUUUAGACACCCUCAGUUUGAGAACUGAUCACUGUUUUAUUAUGUAUAACUUAAAUUUGGAAACUGUUAGCGUGACUCAGCUGCUAUAGACUUCAUGGUAUUACAUCAUACUGACAAGUUCAUUUAGUAGAGACUAGCUACUAAGUAGGCCUAGUCCAGCUCUAAGUUAGAGCAAAGAAGUGACAUAGGCAUUGUUUAGUAAGAAUCCAUUCGUGGUGGGUAGAAUGUCUGUGUUUAAAUGCACUGCUGAUUAAAAGGUGAAUUGAAAGUCUUA
Molecule: messenger RNA, 1517 nt
Organism: Terrapene triunguis (Three-toed box turtle)
Lineage: Eukaryota; Metazoa; Chordata; Testudines; Emydidae
Product: activator of 90 kDa heat shock protein ATPase homolog 2
Exons: 9
Coding region: 16-1029 (337 amino acids)
Biological process (GO): positive regulation of ATP-dependent activity; protein folding
Cellular component (GO): cytosol
Molecular function (GO): protein-folding chaperone binding; ATPase activator activity
Source: RefSeq, a predicted model, not a curated record